UAUGCAAAAAUUUAGGAAUAUAGCAUCAUUUUCUACAAUUCCCUCUUAUUUUACACUUGAUCCAUAUUAAUUGUAAGAGAGUCUUUUAAUUAAAAUAACAAUAGAUCUUCUCGCAAUCCUCAUAAGGCUCAAAACUUUUUAAGAGGAAAAUGGAUUGAUUCCCAUAAAUAUCAAACUAUAAUAGAUCCAUUAAAUGGUGAACCAUUUAUUACAGUUCCAGAUGUUUAGGACAAAUAAGAAUUAUUGAAAUAUAUUGAUUCAGCCAAAGAAUGUCCAAUUAGUGGAUUACAUAAUCCAUUAAAAAAUCCAUAAAGAUAUUAAAUUUAUGGAGAAGUAUGCCAUAAAAUAGCAUCAGAACUUAAAAAAAAAGAAGUUCAUGAUUUCUUAGUGAAAUUAAUAUAAAGAGUUGUACCUAAACAUUUUGCAUAAGCAUCAGGUGAAGUAGUUGUAACAGAGAGGUUCUUCUAAAAUUUUAGUGGUGAUUAACCUCGUUUUUUAACUAGAUCUUUCAAUGUAGCUGGAGAUCGUCCUGGAUAAUAAUCAACAGGAUAUAGAUGGCCUUAUGGAUCAUGUGCUGUAGUGGCUCCCUUUAAUUUUCCUUUAGAAAUACCAAGUUUAUAAAUAUUUGGUGCUUUAAUCACAGGAAAUAAAGUUUUCUUCAAAGGAGACAGUAGAGUAAAUGUUGUUAUGGAAUAAAUGUUAAGAUUAGCAAUUCAUUGUGGUUUACCUGCUACAGAUGUAGAUAUGUUAUUUGGUAAUGGUGAAGCGACUGAAUUUAUAUUAAGACAGGGAAAUUUUCGUAAUACUUAAUUUACAGGAUCAUCAAAGGUUGCAGAGCAUUUAACAAAAGUAUUGAAUGGAAAGAUAAGAAUUGAAGAUGCUGGAUUUGAUUGGAAAAUACUUGGUCCAGAUAUACCAGAUAUAGAUACUCAAAAUUAUGUUGCAUGGUAAUCAGAUUAAGAUGCAUAUGGAAGUACUGGAUAGAAAUGUUCAGCUUAAAGUAUUCUCUUUGUUCAUGAAAAUUGGGUUAAGGUAGGAUUUCUUGAUAAAAUUAAAUAAUUGGCUAGUACUAGAAAUUUAUAGGAUUUAAGUAAUGGUCCUAUUAUUACAUGGAAUAAUACUUAAAUUAAAUAGCAUAUUGAAAAUAUUUUGAAAAUACCUUAAUCAAAAAUAUUAUUUGGUGGAUAAGAAUUGAAAAAUCAUUCUAUUCCAUCAAUUUAUGGAUCAUUUGAACCUACAGCUUUGUAUGUUCCAUUAGAUUAAAUUUAAAAGAAUAAGAGUGUAACUACAGAAUUAUUUGGACCAUUUUAAAUAGUAACAACUUAUUCAUCUGAAUAAAUCAAUUAAGUUUUGGAUAUCAUAAAUAAUCUUGAAAAUCAUUUGACUGCUGGUAUAGUUAGUAAUGAUGUCAAUUUUUUAAGAUAUAUUUAAUCUAAUACUACUAAUGGAGUGACUUAUAGGUAUUCUGAAAUGAUAUCAUUUUUAGUGGUAUAAGAGCAAGAACUACAGGUGCCCCCUAAAAUCAUUGGUUUGGACCAUGUGGAGAUCCUAGAGGAGCAGGUAUAGGAACUCCUGAAGCAAUAUUAUCUGUGUGGACAUGUCACAGAGAAAUUAUUCAUGAUACAGAUUUAGCUCCUUCAGGAUUCUAAGGAUAACAAAGUUGAUU
Messenger RNA from Paramecium pentaurelia, 1666 nucleotides. Lineage: Eukaryota; Ciliophora; Oligohymenophorea; Peniculida; Parameciidae. The record is from the annotation of a GenBank genome assembly.